Messenger RNA from Dermacentor silvarum, 687 nucleotides. RefSeq lists its product as uncharacterized. The transcript is spliced from 5 exons. NCBI's taxonomy places the organism in Eukaryota, Metazoa, Arthropoda, Arachnida, Ixodida, Ixodidae. The record is from RefSeq and is a predicted model, not a curated record. The coding region runs from base 1 to 687 and encodes 228 amino acids.
AUGACCACGAGACGGUCGUCCUUCCUAGCCACCAAGACAGGUCCGCGCGAUGUGCUAACGGCGGCAGCGCUCUUCUCGCUCGCGCUUCGCGCCAAGUCCCUGCUCAGCGUGCUGCUGACACGGCUGUCCCUCAGCGUGGGCCUCUCGUUCGGCCUGCACGUGCGGUGGCUGUUCUUCAGCGUCUCGCUGCUCGCCUUCCUGGCCGCCCUGGUGCUCUCCGAAGGGCCUGCAGCGGUGCUGUUCGCAUGCCUCAUCGAUACCGUCAUGCGCAUCGGGCAGGACGACGCCGUGCUCAUGUUCGACCGUCAGGGCUUUGAUUUCGGGCUUCGGCGGCGAAGCAGCGAUGCCCGGGUCAGCAUCAGCCUGGAUGCAGAUCGGCAAGAGCGCGAGUCUAUCCUCGUACCCAACGAGAUCGAGGCACAGCGGCGCAGCUCUGACUUUUCGACGAAGGACGACAAGAAGAUGAGGAAGAGGCGUUCCUCGGUGGUCUUUGUCACGGCUCUGGAGACGCAAUCACGCUCAAGCGAUUCCGCAUAUCGACCGGCAAAGCCGUAUGCUCAAUCCACUACUACGGGUCACCAACCGCAAGAGUCAACGACCCAGCGGCGAGCCUCCAUUCUCAAAGAAACGUCCAAGUUCUCGGAGGUGACCAUGCUUGGACCUCACAUGCAACUUAUGUUUCUAUAA